Manduca sexta (tobacco hornworm) is the source of this 2973-nucleotide messenger RNA. Its product is annotated as zinc finger MYM-type protein 1. The record is from RefSeq and is a predicted model, not a curated record. NCBI's taxonomy places the organism in Eukaryota, Metazoa, Arthropoda, Insecta, Lepidoptera, Sphingidae. Gene Ontology annotation, molecular function: protein dimerization activity.
UCAGGGCCGGCCCGCCCUUAUAGGCAAACUAGGCAACUGCCUAGGGCGCUCGUAUUUGGGGGGCGGCAUAGCAAUGCGAGCGGCAUCACCACUGAGCACGCGGAUCGAUCAAAAAUGGUUCAAUCAAUCGUACGUACGCGCGACAGACGUGCGGCGCGACGCGCAUCGCAACUCGCGGAGCGCGCCGCCGCCGUCCCGUUCCCCGCCGCACCCCACGCAUGCCAUCGCCGCCAGGCGCCAGUCGCCGCCGCGCCGCCCGCGCACUCUUAACUAUCUCAUGUGUUCUCCGUCAACUCUAUGCGCUAAGUGAAUUCCUCGGACUCUCAUUGUGAAUAAUAAUAAUUGCAAUCACCUACAGGCUACAAUCAUUUCUUGAGACAUGGCAGAUGACAAAAAAAUGUCUGGAGCACAAUUUCGUAAGAGAAAAUUAGAGAAACAAUUAUCGUUAGCAAAGCAAGCAGACUCGUUCAAGAAGUAUCUUCGUCCAAAUCUUCAAGAACCGCAACCAUCAGGCAGCAAUACAAAUGAUGAUAUGAAAGAAGACAUAACCAAUCCCACCACAGGAAGCUGUACUACAGAAGGUCCCGCUUUAUUUUCAGCAAAAGAAAAUACUCCACAACAGCGUGAAAUAACCAAACAACCACAACCAUGCAAAAGUACAAAUGAUGAUAUGGGAGAAGACACUAAUAAUCCUCCCACAGAAAGUUGUCUCAUUUUAAACUUCAGUGACCCUGCAACAUGGGAUGUCUCUACUGAUCAUCUGCGGCAAAUCCUCGUCAAACACGGGCCAGAUCAAGUGAAAAAUAUCGAGUUCCCAUUAGAUAACCAGCGAAGAAAGUUUUCUACAGUGUAUUAUAAGAGAAAACUAGUCAAUGGUGAACGUGUGCCUCGUUCAUGGCUGCAAUAUUCAGCUUCAAAGGAUUCUGUGUUCUGUUUCUGUUGUAAGCUAUUUUCUACAGAUGAAAAAUCCGCUCUAUGCAACAAAGGUGCGAAUGACUGGAAGAAUAUUUCAUAUAUAUUAUCAAAUCACGAGAAAAGUAGUAGCCAUUUAGCAAACUACCAACAGUGGAAAGAGUUAGAGCUUCGGUUGAGGACUAAUAAAACAAUCGAUGAGGAAAAUUUACGUUUGAUAAGGGACGAGGAAAAAUACUGGCAACAGGUUCUCGAAAGGUUGAUUGCUUUAGUGAGAGUUCUAGGAAGCCAAAACUUACCUUUUCGUGGAACGCAUGAUGAACUAUUUACUCCUGGCAAUGGAAUUUUUUUGAAAAUGGUUGAAUAUCUAGCUUUAUUUGAUCCUAUAAUGAAUGAACAUCUUAGAAAAGCGAGUAACAAAGAUAUUCAUGUUCAUUACCUCGGAAAAAAUAUCCAAAAUGAACUGAUCAUUUUGGCUAAAGCUGUCCAGGAGAAAAUACUGGCGUAUAUUAACUCAGCUAAAUAUUAUUCAAUAAUUCUAGAUUGUACACCUGACGUUAGUCAUGUUGAACAAAUGACCAUCAUCGUUCGAAUUGUCAAAUUGAUUACUGAUGAACGUAAAUGUGAAAUCAAAGAAUAUUUAGGAUUUGUCCCUCUUGCAGACACCACCGGUGCUGGCUUAACUGAAAAAAUUCUUGAUCAGUUAAAUGAGAUGUCUCUCUCAUUAGAAAAUUUACGUGGGCAAGGGUAUGACAACGGAAGUAACAUGAAAGCUGAUGUGCAUGAUGCACUUGUGGACAUUUAUGAAGAUCAUACUCUGAUUGGUGCAUCUGGAAAUCAAACUCGAAUUGAGGCUCAGUCUAUUGCUAAAAAAUUUGCGGAUUUUAAGUUUGUUGCUUCACUUGUCGUGUGGUAUAAUAUUUUGUUCGAAAUUAAUUUGACUAGCAAAGUUCUUCAAUCCCAGGAAUCUAACCUCAAUACCGUUACAAAUGCUCUUCUAAAAACGAAAACAUUUCUUGAAAGCUGCAGAAGUGAUUUGGGAUGAAAAAUGCUAGGAGAAGCUAAAGAAAUAGCAGAAGAAAUGAAUAGUGUAGCAUCAUUCGCAUCAGAAACGAAGCCAGUGCGCCUAAGAAAAGAGAAAAGACAGUUAAGCUAUGACGCGGAAGAUGAGCCACUAUGUGAUGCGAAAGACCAGUUCAAAAUAAAUUUUUAUUUUGCUGUGCUAGAUACCGCAGUAAAUUCAGUUGAUGAGAGAUUUAAUCCUAAAAAUAUUAGUCAUGUGUUUGGAUUUCUCUACAACGUUCAUGAGAUGCAAAAUAAAACUUCCAAAGUUGUUCUGGAACACUGCAUAAAGUUGGAAGAAUCUCUUAGUGAUGGAAACUCUAAGGAUGUUGAUGCAACUGAGUUAUGCAGUGAAUUACAAGCUAUUGCAAGAAGAGUACCAAAUAACACUGCGCCACAAGACGUUUUAAAUUAUAUUUGUGCAAAUGGGCUUCUAGAUAGCGUACCUAAUUUAGUAACAGCAAUAAGGGUAUUGCUCACACUUCCCGUGUCUGUGGCCAGUGGAGAGCGCAGUUUUUCUAAACUUAAACUGAUUAAAACAUAUCUACGGUCCACAAUGACUCAAGAAAGGCUUGUGGGGUUAUCGACUCUAUCUAUAGAGCAAGAAAUUGCUGAAACAAUUGAUUUAAAAGAAAUGGUUUCUACAUUUGCAAGAAUGAAGGCAAGAAAAAUUCAUUUUUCAUAAAUUAAUGUCUACAGCCUAGCAACAGAAUCGUGUCAUAAGACUAUGCUCUAAUUAUUUGAUUAAAAAUACACUUAUAAUCUGCUUUGCUUUAAUUACCUGAACCCAUGCCAGUACCUAGUAAAAAUGUUUUUUGAUCUUUGAAUAUGCUAUUUCCGGGUUAUUCAAAAGUACAGAAUUCGCAGUUUUGUUUCUGCGGAGUUUUGUUUUGUCACUCUUUAAUCGGUGUACCUAGUAUUUUUUUUGUUGUGUUUUUUAUGGGCGUCGUUCCAAUGUUUUGCCUAGGGCGCCAAGUUUCGUUGAGCCGGCGCUGUUCU